Molecule: messenger RNA, 4271 nt
Organism: Anarrhichthys ocellatus (wolf-eel)
Lineage: Eukaryota; Metazoa; Chordata; Actinopteri; Perciformes; Anarhichadidae
Gene: tnrc18
Product: trinucleotide repeat containing 18
Exons: 16
Coding region: 183-4016 (1277 amino acids)
Source: RefSeq, a predicted model, not a curated record
AACACAGCACAUCCUGCAGCUGCCGGAGAAGACGGGCCAGGAAGUCUAAACAAUGCAACCGCUCACUAAUGUUUAUACUCUGAAGCAAACAUGUGUCGCAUCAUUAAAAAAAACACACCAUCAAAGCCACCUCCUCUCUUGUGUUUCAGGAGCGCCUAAAGGCCAGCGAGCACCGGCCGGAGAUGGAAGACAAAGCAGACAAGCGGAGCGCCGACCCCAAACCUCGGCGCUCCUCGCUAUCCUCCCCGUCCCCCUCGCCCAUCCUGCACCCCCGCAAACCUCCCCUUCUCUCUCGCUCACCGACCCCGUCCACCUCCUCCCUCGCCCCUCUGCCCCUGCUCCCCUCGCCGGUGACCGCCCUCAAGUCGGAGGAAGGCGGUCAGAGGGUGCUGUCUCACCCACCGAUGCCCCUGCCUCACCCGCCUUCCCCCCUCUCGGCCUCCCCGCCGCCGUCCUCGCCGCGGCGGCCUAAGCUGGAGGUGGGGCGGAGGGAGCAGAGGGAGGGACAGAAGCCGGCAUCUGCACCCUUUCGAGGCGUCUACUCUGAUCUCCCUCCUGGUUACCCGUACCGGUCCAUCACUGCCCCAUACGGCUCUCCUUUCCCCCCUUAUCACGUCCCGGCUCUCACAGCGACAAACACAGAAGUCGUCCCACCCCACCGGUCCCGCUCUCCUGCCUCUGCCGCCCCUUUGCCCUCGGCCCACCUCCAAUCAAGGCUGCUGGACGCAGACAUCAAGCCGCAGAAACUAGAGUCGUCAAAAACGGGAUCUUUUCUCAAGCAGGAACCCGACAUGGAGCCGCCUCCGCUUGACAUGACUCAAGAACCUCUGGGUCCUCUUCGCCGGGGCUGCAGCCUCGUGCUAGCCAGCCGGGGCCGAGAGGGAGACGGGGAAGCCAUGAAGCCCCAGACUCGACCGCUACCUCUGCUCGUCCCCAGCCCUCCGCGGCUUCAAGGUGACAGACCAGAAGAAGUCGGGGCGGAAGAGAAGGAAGGAGGGCAAAUCAAAAUGGAGGCGUCAUCUCACUUCUGUCAGGCAGCAUAUCCCCUGCCUCCUCCACUCACAGAGGCCGGGCCUAAACCGGAGCUCAUCAUAGAUCCAGAACAGUAUCCGUCGUGCGCCGCUGCAAAUUCAGACGGCCGGGAGUCGUCUCGGAUGUGUCCGUCGCUGGAAGAAAUCACCAGCGCAGCGUGUGAGCAAAAACAGCCAGACACUCCAAUCAACCCGCACACUCCCAGUCUGAGAGAAGGUGUCAGAGAAACUCCUGUUUAUCCUCUUCUGACCUCCAACUCGCCGCUCCCGCUGGUCAUCGGACCCGAGGAUCCGAUGGCGGGGAUGUUUGCUCUGCUGGCAGCCAGUGAAAUGGCCCUGGCCCGCCCCAACACCCCCCCGGCCCUGACACUCAUACAGCAGAUAGAAAACUCCCCCAUGGGUGCAGACUGCAGCAGCACGGGGGCUCUGGAGAUGGUGGCGCUGGAGGGGAUGGCCCUGCUCAGCCAAAUGGCUCAGCGAGAGAUGGAGCACAUUCGCCUGGAGCAAGAUAUGACACUAGAGGGUCUGGACUGUCUUCUGAAAGCAAGCAGACAGAUUUUGUUGGAGGCCAUCGAGAAACAGUCCCACAUUGAUCUGCCCAGAACGCUGGACCCCAACAAGAAGUACAGCUGGAGGCAGAGGAAGGAAGAGCCGCUGUACGGUAAAAUGUCCGUGGACGUGUUGGACGCAGUGGAAGUGGAAUACCGCGUCCGCUUGGCCGAGCUGCAGAAGACGUAUAAGGAGCGGCAGAGAGAUCUGAGCAAGCUGCAGAGACGCAGAGACAAGCGUGAGCGGCAGCAGCAGGAGGAUGAGAGGCGGAGCCUGACCAGACGGGGCAGAGGACGACCCAGGAAGAGGAAACACUUGGCUACAACUCCCAAACUGGACGGCAGGCCUGGAAAGGUGGGUAGGACUGUGCAAUACUCUGAGGACUCUGAAGCCGGGGAUGGACAGAGGAAGAGGUUCCGUGUGUCCAGAGAAGAAGAGGAGACGGAGGCAGGAAGUGGAGGGGUGAAGAUGAAAAAGAAGAAGAAGAAGAAGAAGAGCUGGAAUGAUGAGGAGCCGUCCACCAGUCACGGUCUGGAGGUGUUGAAGGUGAAGCGUGGCCACGUGUGCGAGCAGGAGCAGCUGGCGUCAGACCUCAACAGAGCGCUCUCGCUCUCGCAGCUCGGCUCACUCGGCGCCUCUCGCAAACUUACCUCCAGCUCCAAAUCAGACAAGCCGAAGGGCAAGUCUGCGGCAAAGGAGCACGGCAUCCACCCGUCCGCCAAAGCAGGGAAGCACAAGAUGUCCGCCAAGGCCUCCGCUCCGGAGACCGUCCGGAAGGUGAAAGGUCAGAAGAACACUGCUUUGUUCUCUCCAAUGAGAUCGGAGCUCAGCAGCUGCUCCAACAACUCGGAUUCAGAGGAGCACAGUUCCGCUCGAAGGGGCUGGCCCCCUCUCUCAGGGACGCGUUCUCACAGCAGCCCGGCCAGGAAGAGGCGAUCGCCGACGCCGACGUCGUCGUCCCUGCUGUCCAGCCAGAAGAAGAAGAAACACAAGCACUUAUCGCUGCUGCUGGAGGAAGCGGGCCUCAGCUCCUCCGACGACUCCUUCGACCAAGAAACGUCCGAGGACAACGAGGACGAGUCUGAUUCGGACGAUGAGGAGAGCGGGCUCGGUCUGCUGGCCAGGUUUGCGGCGAGCGCGCUCCCCGUCAGCUCCACUCCAUUGAGCAUUUUCCACGACGGCAAACAGCGCAGCAGGCAAAGCACUCUGGGGUCUUCAGAGUGCGAGUGGUCAGACUCUGGAUCCGACCUGCGACUGAGGAAGUUCCCGUCUCUGCUUCACGGCAAACGCUCUGCCCCAGAGCUUCCCCUGUUGCCCCCGGCAACCCGCCGCAUCGACCAGACCAGCCCCUCCAAGCGAGAUGAGGCGCUGCCCGCCAAGCGCAAGCCUCUGCCCAAACCACGGCCCACGCCGCCCCGGCAAUUUAGCUUCGACCUCCCCUUGGUCUCCGGGUUCGGAGGCUUCAGCGAGGACGAGGGCUGGACCCGACGCCGCAGCGAGAGGAUCUUCCUCCACGAUGCCACCACCUCAGCCGGUCAGAUGCCUGCGUCAGCCGCCGCCUCCACCGGUCAGAGCACCACCUCCUCCGGCUCGGCCCCGCCUCUCACCCCGAAGCCAGCCUCCAGACCCAAACCCUCCCCGCCCAGCAGAGAGGGGAAAGAUGUGGUGAAAAAAAAGAAGCCGAAGGACUCUCCUCUGCCCGUGAGCCCGUCCACUCUGUGCAGUCCAAUCACAGACGUCCCUGCGCCGCUGAGCCUCAGCCCGGCACGCAAGAGCCAACCGAAAGCUAAGACAAAGGCCAGAGAGCCUUCCAGAGGAGCGGUCAGCCGGCUGAUGGAGAGCAUGGCGGCAGACGAAGACUUCGAGCCCAACCAGGACAGCAGCUUCAGCGAGGAUGAACUGGUCCCACCGCGCAGCAACAGCGUGCCGGAGAGGUCCUCCACGCCUGCUCCAGUGCAGUGUGUGUUGGAUAAGGAUUCUCUGGUGGACGGACUCAGAGUUUUGAUCCCGAUGGACGACCAACUACUGUACGCAGGACAUGUCAACACUGUACACUCCCCUGAUAUCUACAGUGUGGUGGUGGAGGGGGAGAGAGGGAACCGACCGCACAUCUACUGCUUGGAACAACUGCUGCAGGAGGCUAUCAUCAAUGUGAAGCCCCCGGCCGUGCGCUACCUCCCAGAGGGCACCCGCAUCGCUGCCUACUGGAGCCAGCAGUACCGCUGCCUUUAUCCCGGCACCGUUGUCAACGGAAGUUCAGAUAUUGACGAGAAUGAUGAUCUCAUCACGGUGGAGUUUGACGACGGAGACACAGGCCGCAUCCCCCUCUCCCACAUUAGACUGCUGCCGCCAGACUACAAGAUCCACUGUGAGUACACACACACACCCACACACACACAAACACACAAUUGCAUCUUACCCUCACUGCUUGGUUAGCAAAUAAUAUCUUUGUGUGUGUGAGACUGUGUGUGUGUGUGUGUGUGUGUGAGCAGGCCUCGGAUCAGGCCUGUCUGCAUAUGCAUGAACGCUAUUUGUGUGUGUGUUGAUGGUUUUAGCAGAAGUGUUUUCCCCGUAGAGGGCUGCUAACUUACAGCUAUUCCGGUACAUCGCUACUCUUUGAACCGCUGUGUGUGGAUGUAUAUAUAUAUAUACAGUUGUGUGAAAAAGUGUUUGCCCCCUUCCUGAUUUCUU